AUGUCUGUGGUCAACAGUAAUUCGUCGCCGUUGGAACAUGGCGAUUUCGGCUUGCAUCGUGGUUUCAGCACCGGUUCUGACAAGCUGGGACCCAUAGCCACACCUGGCAAUUCUUCACCGAUACAUCAGAGCUCUUUGGGCUUGGCAGGUUCGAGCUCCAGCAAUAACAAUUCGCCUCUUCAUCUGGCUACAAUGCUCAACAAUUUGGCAAUGAGUGGUUCAGCCUCCCAGAGCAACGUUCAAGGUCCAUUUAUUUUGAAAAUGAAAAACAUUCCGAGGGACGCAACGCUACGGGAAUGUCAUGCGAUCUUUGCAUUGGCAGAUGGCGUUCAUAAUAUCAACUUGUCCGCCCAGCCUCCUAGCGAAGCAAAUAACUACACUCACACCAGCGAACUGGAAGUCAAGUUUGACUCUUUGCCUUUGGUUACUCAUUACGCGGCAAUUCUUGACGGGAAAUCGCAUAUUUUCGGGCCUGAAUUUCCCUAUAGAUCUCAAGUGGUGGUUUACGAUGAAGUUUCGCAUCAACACAUUCCGUUCAAUCAACAUCUACAAGCGUCUCCUGACCGUCAAAGUCCUCGAGUGUUAUCUCAAACGACGUUACAGCAUUCACAAACCCUGUCUCAGGAACAACAUCAAGCAGCAUUGCAGUCAAAUGCAAAUGACCAAAAUGAAGAUCUGACAGAUCCACCACAAAGUCAACAACAAAACGCAUUUCAGCUUCCUGGCUCCACCAGCGUGGUUUCGCCACCACAGUCUGCAUCUUCGGCAAAAAGACCUACCCUGUAUGGUCAAAGAUCAAGGUUUUCAUUUUCGGAUCCUUUCAAUACCGAAACUAAUCAACCAUCGCAACCUCAGUCGCAAGAUGUCGCUACUACACCACUAAAGUCACAAGACGCUGGAAAGUCCUUUUUGUUGAUGGAGAAUGACGAAAUUAACGAGAGCAUUUGGGGAUCUAAUGGCGGUAUACCGUCGAGCAUGGGCGGUCUCGCCACAACAACGUCUCAGCCUGCUACACCCUCGCUAGAAUGGGGCCCACCUCAGAGAAAGCAAAGCUCUAGCUUCUUCAACGCUGUGGGUACCAAUACGGCUUCACCUAAUGACAUGCCUCCAAUGAAUAUGUCCGCCGCAUUGCCGCAUCAAAUGGGAUCAUCAUUACAGCAGCAUUCAAACUUACCUUUCACCGUUGUUGGACCUGCCUCUGGAACAAACUCCACACCUGCAGUAAAAAUGGGAUUGGCUCCUCAACCGCAGUCGAGACAACAACAACCACCUCAAAGUCAAAUGGUUGCAGCACCCGCACAAUCCCAAGAUCCCCAAAUUGUUAAUGGAACCCAAAAGCCUUCUGGACAAAGAAAUAGCACUUCCAAAGGUUCUCAACCCAAUAUCACGUUGCCUCAAAAAGCUGCGUCUUCAUCAUCGCUCACUUCUGCAGGUGGAAUCUCUCAAGUGGAUCUGUCACUGUUGGCUCGUGUCCCACCUCCGGCCAAUCCCGCUGAUCAAAAUCCGCCAUGCAACACCCUGUAUGUUGGCAAUUUGCCUCCAGAUGCAACCGAACACGAACUUCGCCAAUUGUUCUCAACGCAAAAGGGUUUCAGGCGGCUGUCUUUCAGGAAUAAAAACACCAAUGGUAACGGUCACGGGCCUAUGUGUUUUGUUGAGUUCGAAGAUGUGGCGCAUGCCACUCGGGCUCUCGCUGAGUUAUAUGGUAGACAGCUUCCCCGUUCGAAUACUCAGCAUAAUAAUAAGGGUGGGAUAAGAUUGAGCUUUUCCAAAAAUCCUUUGGGCGUGCGUGGACCCAACAGCAGAAGAAGUGGCAAUGGUGGAAGUGUUGGCAAUGGGAAUUACAGUUACGCAACUGCCUUCAGCAAGUAA
This is a messenger RNA of Lachancea lanzarotensis, 1872 nucleotides long. RefSeq names its product LALA0S12e03224g1_1. Gene Ontology annotation, molecular function: mRNA binding. NCBI's taxonomy places the organism in Eukaryota, Fungi, Ascomycota, Saccharomycetes, Saccharomycetales, Saccharomycetaceae. The record is from RefSeq and is a predicted model, not a curated record. The transcript has a single exon. The coding region runs from base 1 to 1872 and encodes 623 amino acids.